AAGAGUUGAGUUCGUUAGUUCACUUUGUCGUGUUGGAGAGAAACUUGUCUGUAAAUGCAGAAUCAAAAGGUCGACCAUACAGAUACUGUCGCUAACCUUAGAAGGCGAAGACAACGGAGUGGUAGCCCAGCGCGGUUGGCGACCAUGCUAAAGAUAACCGAGUGCGCUGUGCAGGACACGACGCCACUGACAGGAGACCGUUACUUUGAAUACAAUUCCAUUUCUCUGCGUUUAAACGUUGGAAACAUCUGAGAUAAUGUCAGUACACAGCUCAACAUAUACACAACAUGGGUCGAGUUGUUCUUAGACUUUAAUGUUACAUUUUAUACCUUCUAAGCAUCAAGUGUCUCAUUUCUGCCAGAGAGAUGGAUGGAAAGCUUCAGUGCAGAUAUACAUGCACCGACUCUUAAUCAGUGUUAGUGAGAUAACACAUCAAAUCAGUGAUUCAUAUCAGCUGUGAUUCGGAGAUAAUGAGCGAGGUGGUGCUUUCACUAAUUGUUUCACAUGACCUCCAUCACUUAGUAGGAAGCAGCACUGUAUGUUACCAGGAGGCCACUCGCCGUGCCAAGAAGACACGUGACCUCCAAACAAUACGAAACGAUUAAAACACUAAUGCCACUUUGCAGAGCAAAUGGGAAAGAUGUGCUGAAGAGCAGAACAAGCAAAGCACCACGAGCUGAGUGGCUACGAUGAAGACAGAGAUGCGGUUGAAAGCUGCAGAAUAAGUUUGUAAAUGGACUUUGUGUUACACAAGCGGCGUGCGUCCUGGGAUGGAUUAGCACGACAUUUGGUCCACACAUUAGUGUUCCCCACAGGAUGAAGAAGAACUUUGAUGAUCCUCAGACGUCCAUCAGAGGCCGUACAGGAGAUCUGUGUCGAAGGAGGAGCCCCUCUGGAGGACAGGGUAAGUGGCAGACCCCUCUGUAUGACGGCGGCCGAGGCGAAACCACCAACGAUGUCGAGAGGGUACAGGGGGAAUUCGGUAACGCUGCAGCUCGGCAGGGGGAAGCAGAAUCUGCCGCAGCUCAACAGGGAACAGAACAGGGGUCUGCCACAGCUCGGCGGCAGCAUCAGGUUUCUGCCGCAGUUUGGCGGCAGCAUCAAGGGUCGGCGGCAGCAUCAAGGGUCUGCCGCAGUUCGGCGGCAGGAUUGGAGGGAUCAGGGCUGUGUGCUGUCUCAUCACAUGCUGCACGUCAGUACCAUGUUAUCUCUGAGCUGAAGACCAUGACUGAAGCACAAAGUUACUGCAGAGAGAAAUACACGGACCUGGCCUCUAUACACAACAUGGAGGAUGUGAACACCCUGAACAACGUGGUGAAACAUGGAAAAUAUCGAGCCUGGAUAGGGCUGUAUGAUGAGAGCUGGAGGUGGUCAUUGUCCAACAGCAGCUUCUACAAACCCGGGGAGACGGAGUUCAGAUCGUGGUUUUCUGUAAAACCCAGAGGCUACAGUCCAAGCUGCGCAAGCAUGCGUCCUAGACCUGUACAUUGGCAGCCCUACGCAUGUAACAAGAAGCUUAACCCAGUCUGCAUGGAUGUCACAGGGACAGAUGUCACAUUUUCCUACAUCGACAACUUAAUGACGUGGACUGAAGCCCAGAGCUACUGCAGAGAACACCACACAGACCUGGCCAGCAUGAGAAACAAGAAGGACAACAAGAAGGUACAUGAGCAGAAACCUUUUCUGACCCCAGUCUGGAUCGGCCUUUUCAGAGACACGUGGAAGUGGUCGGAUGGGAGUGACUUCUCAUUCACUCACUGGACACAAUCUGUGGAAAAUAACAGCAAACCUUUGAGUGAGAGUUGUGUGGUUGCAAACUUCGCCUUCUCUGGAGAAUGGGAGGACGAGAGCUGUGAGACCAAGAAUUCAUUCAUCUGUUACAAAGCUGUUUCAAAGCAAGAGAUCAAAGUGAUCAAAAUGAGGUUUGUGAAAAAAGACUCCUCUCUGGAUCUGAAUGACCCUGCGGUGCAGGAGAACAUGUUGCAGCAGAUGAAAAAGAAGCUGAAGGACCAGGGAUUGGAUGACAACAUCAAACUGAGCUGGAGGAAGCAGGCAGAUGGAAAAGUCUUCCACAAGGAAGAGAAGGUGAAGGAUGAGCUUUAAUGUGGAGUCGCUGUCGGUCUCAUGUGACGGCUCAGAACAGAGCUGCAACAGCUGAUUCAUCUGUUCGUUAAGAUUUCAUUCUUUUCUUUCUUAUUUAGGGUCAUGAACUUAAUAUCUUUGGGCUUUACUGUUUAUCUGCUUGUUCUGUGGGAAAUAAUAACAGUUUUUUGACAUUUUAUAUGAUUAGAUAAAAUAUGAUCAGAAACUAUAAGAUAAAAUAAGAUUUCACUGAAGGAAACUCCAGAGAGUAAAACACCAAUAGAAAUGAUGACGUUUGAUGUUGAGAAGAAUCUUUCAAAUCUAUUUUCAUGAGAAAGAAAAUGAUUUCUUCAUUUAAGAGAAAUAUUGCAUCAAAACAAAGUGUUGUGUCUCAGAAUAUCUUCAGAUGAGUUGUAUCGCAAAUAAUUAUAUGUAUUAUUCUUAUUCUGUCACUUUGUUAGGGAGGCAAACUUUAAACAAUUUACCUACAAUUAUUUAUGUGACUUUUCUAUGAUAACUAAUAUUUACUGGUUCUUUCUUCUUAAAUAUAAAGAUUUGAUGAGUGUUUUGUCAGAUAUGGUCAUAAACUAAAUAUCUUUUGGUUUUAAAAUUGUGUCA
Molecule: messenger RNA, 2700 nt
Organism: Cottoperca gobio
Lineage: Eukaryota; Metazoa; Chordata; Actinopteri; Perciformes; Bovichtidae
Product: macrophage mannose receptor 1-like
Exons: 7
Coding region: 817-2103 (428 amino acids)
Source: RefSeq, a predicted model, not a curated record